Messenger RNA from Schistocerca cancellata (South American locust), 5341 nucleotides. Its product is annotated as pleckstrin homology domain-containing family G member 7-like. The record is from RefSeq and is a predicted model, not a curated record. Gene Ontology annotation, biological process: Rho protein signal transduction. Bases 19 to 1371 code for a protein of 450 amino acids. Gene Ontology annotation, molecular function: guanyl-nucleotide exchange factor activity. The transcript has 8 exons. NCBI's taxonomy places the organism in Eukaryota, Metazoa, Arthropoda, Insecta, Orthoptera, Acrididae.
UGCUUCGAGCGCCGCCUGAUGGGAGCUCGUGCCGUCUGGAAGGGGCUGGACCGCUCCCUGCCGCUCAAGCCCAGCCCACUGGUGUCCACGCUCAGCGAGAAAGACCUGCUGGUGUCGCCCGUGUCCACAACCAGCCGCAUCGAGAGCAAACGACGCGAGGCCCUGUGGGACCUCUUCCAGAGCGAGUGCGCCUUUCUCUACGACCACCUCAUGGUUCUCAAAAACGUGUUCAUGGAACCACUUAAGAAGAUACAAGUUGAGGGAUUUGCUAUGUUUGCUGAACCUGAGCUCCUGUUUGGGAAUUUAGACGAGCUAUGUUGCGUAACGUACGCAUUCUGUAAGGAGUUCAUAAGCUUGAUGUUGGAAAACGUUGGACCUAAUGGUGACCUGCCUGUUACCGACGUCUUGGUCAAGUUAUUUCAAAAGAGUUCGCAGGCUGAUUCAGUCUCACAAGCAUACCACUGUUAUGCACUGAACUACAUCAAUGCUCUAAAUUAUCUAGAGACCCUAAGAAGGCACGUGGAAUUCUGCGAAUUCGAAAAGUGGUGCAACAGGGAUCCGAGAUGCAAGAAGCUGCAGCUAACAGAUUUGCUAGUGGCUCCAGUACAGCACAUAAUGAAAGUUCCACUUAUCCUAAAGGAAGUAGAAACGAGGACUGAAGAACCAGCAGAGAGAGAAUUGAUAGCUCAAAUUCUAGAAGUUGAGGAAAACUCCAUCAGGGAGCUAGAUGACAAGAUGAAAUGGUUGAAAAAUUUUGAAAGACUUUUGGAAAUACAGAGAAACAUAGUGUGGCCAUCAGUUUUUGAGCUGGACUCUAAAGUCUAUGUUCCAGAAUUUCUGAAACCUGCACUUAUGAAGCAACCAUGUGACAGAAUUAUUGUUAGCCCUAGAAGGCAAAUCAUUAUCGAAGGUCCAUUGCAAGUUUGGGAUACAGGAAAGCCACAGGAGAUGUACGUCGUCUUAUUUGAUGACAUGCUUUUGAUUACACGGAAGAAGAAAGGAUUAUCAAAAAAGAAAUCAUCCAUUUCUGAGAACUGGGCAAGUUCAUGCAGCCGUGGGUCACCUUCCAAUGAACCUGCAGUGCGCUACAUUGUGUACAAACAACCACUCUCACUAGAUCGCUUCUUCAUUCAUGACGUGACAACCCUGGAAAGCGCCAGUUGUCGCUUGGAAAAUGCAUUUGUUUUAGUGAGCUUGAACAGAUUUCAACAAGUUGUUACCAUUCACACAUUUCAAGCCCCAUCUGAUCAAGUAAAGCAAACAUGGCUGCUGAAGCUUAGAGACACCCAGGACAAGUGGAAACGGACACUUCAACAUACAGUCUUUCGUUCACCCCGUCUGUCCACCUGCAGUGCAAAGUCUUCCACCUGACUACCUUCUGAUAUUGGGUUGUCUUCAAGCAUGAUAUGAAACAUAAUGAAACGUUAUUUUUUGUAUAAUUCUUCUAGAUAAGUGUACUGAAUGUGAAAUAACUAUGUUAUGAAGAUAUCUAUUAUUUACAACAUAAUGAAGUACCAGGCAUGAAAAGAAAGUUGUUUUUACAGAAAGAAUAUAUUUUAUCUAAAGUUUAGGCGUAUAAUAUAUUUAAUUAAAAAUUAAUCACAUUGUAAGUGGGAAUAUAAGUUAACCAGAUGUGGAGUAAUUUUCAUAUACAUUUCUUACUUUUUUAACUUUUAAAUUCAUAUAUUAUGUUCCCACUGACAUAUUUUUAAUGAAAAUUUUGAUAUUUGAUAUUUGACUGGUGCUGUGGCACAACUAAAUACAAUCAUUAUGAGUAAUAGAACUUGCAAGAUUGUUAUUUUUGUUGUGGGAAAAAUAUUUUACUAAAAGUAAUUGCACACAGUAUUUAAUUGUAAAUGAACCAUGUUCUCAGAAAAUAUGACUUAUAUUUGGAUGAAAUUACUGAUACAACAGUAACAACCAAUUGAAAUGUAUCUUAAAUUUUGUUUUUCUUCAGUUGAACUAUGCUGUUUUCCUCCAAAGAAUGGAACAUGCUUCAUAGCAUACUUUACAAGCAACAUGUCUCAGUUUGUAAGAAAUGACUGAUGAUCAACUUCAUACUUUUUUUUUACCUUUUACGCGAUCUCAUGUAGUUUAUGGUGUUUGUGGUCAUGAUCAUGAGAAGAAACACUUGUGAUCUGUAAUAAAAGCAGUGUGUGAUGAAGUAUACGGAAUGUGCUGGCUUUGUUGUCUAAGAGUAGUAAUAUGUGUGAUAUACAUUGUUCUCCAGAACUAUUAUGACACUUUGCAUAUCAAUGAAUUCCAACUAGCUUCCCUUUGAUUCUUUAAAAGUUAUAAGAAUGUGAGGAAAAAUGGUGACUAAAAGCUGUCCAAACAAAUGAAUGUGAAUGUAGUAAUAAUAAUCCAAGGGCUAUACUAAUAUCUCCAAAGGAAAUAUUCAGUAUGUGAAGAAAUUAUUUGUCUUCCAUAUUCUUCUUGGUUCACAGAAAUUAAAUAUUCUAUUGUUGUUACUUGAUGCAGUUACUGUAAAUGAAUUCACUUUAUUUGUAUAUACUGGAUUCAAUGCCAAACAAAACAGAAUUACUUGACUGACUAACUGCAAACUAUGUUCAACAAUAUAGUAUUAUAUUUUGAUCCAUGUAGGUGUCUGCAUUAUGACUCAUUCAUGUGUUUGGAAUCUCAGUAAUUAUUCUUAAAUUGUUGCAUGUUAGUAAUAUUCUUUUGUCAGAAAUUAGUAGUGCAUAGUGUUUAUAUUGUUAAAUAAUCUGCGUGUAAUUGUUGUAUUUAAUUUUCUCUUGUUCAUGAACAUCUACCAACAGGACCAUGUUUCCAUCACUCCUUAGAUUCUUAACACUGAAACAGUACAAGUGAAUCUGCUCUAGUGUGAUCCAUAAAUUUGUUUCAGUGAUUGCAAGUGUAAAAUGUGAGCUAUAUCCACAAAUGUUUAAAAAUGGAUAUGUAAGUAUUGUUCUGUAAUGAUAAAUUUGUAUCUUAAUUAAUUUAUAGACACUGAGCCACUUGCUAAAGGGAUAAUACUUUUUCUCAUGUUUUCUACGUUUUAUGAUAGAAAUAUUACUUUCUGAACUAAAGGUAUUUCUCAUAAUGAGUGUGAGCGGCUGCCAUAUGAUGAAAGCUAAUGAAGAUUCGCAUCACUGUAAAUAACUACCAGCUGAGGAACUAAAGAUAUAAUAUAUCCUGGAAGCUGAGAUCUUCCAUAAUGACACUUCUAGGUAAUUAGUGUGAAUUAUUUUGGGUACUGUAUUCUGCAGUUUUGGGGAUCUCAUAAUUAUUUCGUUUUCUUAAUAUACAAUGAUCAAGGAAUUCUAUAUUUCACAGUGUAGUCAAAUCUAUUCUUGUGAAUGUAAUUUCAUUUCACAGGAGUAUUGUGAUUUCCUUCACACUAGGAUUCAGUUACUGCAUGAGAAUACUUACAUACUCUGUAGUCAAAAUUUCCACCUCAGUAUCCUAAAGACAAAAGAUAAGUUUGGUCAUUUAAAUGACUCAGUACAUUUGAUAAGUUCAGAAAAUUCCACCGUCUUCUGCAAGAUAAUCAUAAUUGAUGUAUCUCUGUUGCUGAAAUCAAAGCUGGAAGUACAUAUCGAAACAAUAUUAUUUCUGAUUUGUGUGCUAAUACUAGGCUUAGCAGCAAAAAAUCUGGAAAACUGUGUCACUCACAGGAACAUUAAUAGUCCAUAGAUAUGAGAAGUCAAUGAUAACAAUUAGCAGUCAAAACUGAUAUCCUUCAAUAAUAAAAAUUUAGCUACAAAAGAUAUGCCAUUCUCUGAGACUGAGUGUAUUGGACCUCAGAGAACUGUAACAUGUGUUUCAUGAUUCAGGUAAGUCCAUGAAAAACUAAUAUUUUAACUAAGUAAUGUGUGGGAAACGUAGGUAAUAAAUAAUCAUGUGUCUUCAUUUAUGAAGGACUGACUGAGGCAAUUUGGUUUCUAUAGUUUACCACAUUUAUAAGUGAUAAAAUCCAAAUACUCCCAGCAAUAUUUAGAUACAUGACAGAAAUCUGGCUGAUGAUGCAAAUGAGUGGAGUUUCAAAUGAACUGACAACAAACUGAAUUCCAUAUUUGCCAUGCAGAAAUAUCAUAAAGAGAUUAUGCAAGAAGAAAAAACAAAGUACCUACCAGCAUAGUAAAUUUAAAUUUAUUUGGUGUAGGCAUAUUAUAAAGAUGAUGUGGUAAUCAUUGUAAGUAGAGGAUACUUAUGGUAUGGAUUAGAAAAGGUGAGUGCUAUGUGCAUCAAACAAGUAGAGAAAAGCUGUAUAAUACUAGAAUACGCCCAUUUCAAAAUAAGAGAAAAAUUAUUUACAGAUAACAGGAAAUGAAACAAUUUUUUUGCAAAUUGUAAUUCAGUAAUCUAUCAAACGAAAACCUAUAGCCCUCAAUGAUGAACACAUACUAAUGAUUUUUUCGUAUUGACUCCAACACAAAAAAUUAAUACACUAUUUUCUUGCAUUAAGGUAGAUUCCCCUGUAUAGUCGUAACUUCUUUGAAGUGUACAAAUCUUAAUGUAUUUGGAAACACUAUCAUUACACACAAUUCUUCUGUAAUGUUUAUGUUUUCAACAAUUUGAAAAAUUCACAUUCAGUCAGCCUACAUGCUCAGUCAUACUACAUAUGUCUAUUCACACAGUUUUCAUGAUUGACUUUGUUUUAAUUGUUAUGUCCCUGCUUCCUGCUUCUCCGGUUUUCCAAGAUGGAUUAGUGAUCAGAAAUUAAUCACAUUUAUACGAUAAAGCCAGAUUACAAUGACUGAGCUGGAACAUGCAGAAUUUGAAACUGAAAAUUAAGCCCAUUGCAUUACUUCUGGUGCACAGUGUUAAGUAAUAAGUGUUUUGUCAAUUAAGUAAAGGAUAUGAAUUCGAGCCCACACUUGGGACACAGCUUUCAUCAGUCAGAUCGUUUCAUUAUGAUGCACACACUGUUACAAAGUAAAAUAUUUGUUUCAGUAUGUUGAUUUUAGCAAAUGUUUCACUAAAACCUAAAACUGAUUUGCAUAUAAACUGUAUUGGUCUUUUGGUGUUCCAUGCAAGACAAAGUAAUUUCCAAUAAUUAAGAUGGAUUUUAAAUGUGCUACAUGUUUUCUUUUCGUAAUACAUUGCUACCCUGUAACAAAAUCAGCCUUCACAGAAACACUAAGUCUGGGAUCAUACUACAUCUCUUCUUUCUUCCCUUUGAUUUUCUUCUGUUGGAGAGGUCCCUAAAAUCAAAUUUAGUUAAUUAUUUAUAAGCCAGUGUUCUAGUCUCAAAUGUUGCCAGCUUCUGCUACCAACGUGUUCUAAUUGUUUUUUCACUGAAUCAAAAUGCAAAAUAUGAAUUACAUAGCAAAGAACAAAAGUAUUAUUAAUGUUUAUCCAUUUUCCAACCCUGAGA